GGCGCUCAGACGUCUGAUGGGAGUGCACCUGUCACGAACUGUGCAUCGCUUUACAUAAGACGUGGCAGCACGUACACGGGGGCCAUGCGGCGCGGCGCGACAAGAACAAUGGUCGCCGUCAGCAGGGCCGUGUGGAUGGCGUUUGUCGUGACGAUAGGAUUGGCAGCUGGGCAAGAUUGUUUGACGGAUGACGCAUGCGUCCAUUCCACGUCUAAUCAGACUGUUGGAAACGUCGCGUACUGCUGCAGUGACAUCACGAGAUCGCCAAGCGUGACUCAACAAGGGGCCUGUGAGUGUCUGACGCCUGCAGAAGAAACAAAGAAGUGGGCCGACGAAACGAUGGAGAAAGGUCGCAUGUGUUUGUUUGGCAACGACUCUUGUCACGGUGUGCCACUCAGUCUGAUGAUUAACUCCCAGCCCCUGGUGUACUGCUGCCCCAACGCCCGCUACUGCGUAGUUACCGUCAUCAACACCACGGCCCCUGACUACGUGGGUUGUCGAUGUAUGAACCACCCAUCUCCGACCUCACCUCCAGGCGCUUACGUCGUCCCACCGUCCGGAGAGUACAACUCUUCAGGUGAACUGUGUCUGUAUGGCGCUUUAUGUGACGACAACCCCAGCCUGAAGUGUGAGGGGGACAACGCGGUCUACUGCUGCUACAACAGCCGCGGCAUCCACACCAAAAACCUCCAGGACAACACUACGGGCUGCACGUGCAGCAACGACUUUUGGGGCGACAGGUGCGCCUCCAAUGUCCAGCCCGUCCCAUCCACCGAACAAAGUUGCCUGAAGGACGCUGCCUGUCCGGCCGGAGCCAACAUGACAGUUGUCACGAGCGGUACCAGCAACGUGAACGUGACCUACUGUUGUCCCGACCUGCAGGUCACGCCCUACGUGCAAGUUGUUCGCGGAGCUACUCCUCUAGUCAUCUGCACUUGCAGUCUGCACGGACAGGAAGGGUCCACUGAAGACAAAGUUCGAAUGUGGGCCGCCCUCACCAGCAACUAUGGCCGUUGGUGUGAGAGCGGGUCAGUCUGCGAACAGUUCUCCUCGAGCCUGACAUUUUACAAGGGUGACAACUCCAGCACCGUGGAGACCCUGUCGCUGUGUUGUCGGAAACCCAAAAGCACCUGCUACUUCACCGCCUACAAGGACGACUACGACUCCAUUGGCUGCCGAUGCACCAAGACCUGGGUUCCCUGGACAGAGCCUGGCGCCUACGUUGUGCCGGAUGCUGGGUACUACAACUCCACAGGCGAGGUCUGUUCCUACAAUGCCAAGUGUGACGACUACCCCAGCGUCAAAUGUGAAUCAACUCAACUUACGUUGUGUUGCUAUGGCAGCCGUGGCAUACAUACGGGUAGCCUGAAGAACAACACCCCAUCCUGUACGUGCACAAACGACAUCGCAGGCCCGCGGUGCGAGGGGUCAAUGUAUUCGAUUUCCGGGUCAUCUCAGAUUACAGCGACCGCCGGCAUGUGGGGACUGGCAGGGCUAGUGACCUUUCUCCUUGGAUACAGUGGAUACAAUAAUGACUAGAUAUGAAUUAAAUGGAAAGCAUCGGACAAUUAGUACAGUUCAGCAAUCAGGCAUGACGAAGGUACAAUAAUACGGAGACCAUUUCAUCACAAGAUCUCUGUCCCGUCAUAACGAACGAAUAAACCAAUCUUUUAUUGAAUUGAGGUGAUGAGCACUGCUUGUACAACAACAGGAAAUGACCAUAGUAUACUAUAAUACAUUGUAAACGGCAUCAUAGCUGGCCUACUACUGUGCAAUUAAAUAUUUCCAUUUAUUGUCUCUUAUCCAUUUGAAACUUCAAAACAGUCAUGAAAUGCAGUUGUUUUAGGUAUACAGACGAAAAUCCUUGCAACGUUUAGAACAAUAAUAAUAUUGAUAUCUAACAAGGCUGUUAAUGUGCUUAUCAUCGUUAAACCAAUCAGCAUAGAGUAUGAUCACUGGUUUCUAUAAUGAACUGGCAAAAAUUCGAGUCGCACAUCUUCUAAAUUCUGGCAACGGAAAGGGACGAUAACAAAGGGAGACAAGUAUGUAGUGACGUGUUCAGGGUAAAAAAGCAAUAAGCAGAGUUUAUGUGAUAAAGAUUAUGGAUACUUCAUCAUCAAAUGUUACAAGUACAACAUGCCUUGCUUUCUCGUUACUGUAGAUAAAGACAUCAAACAAGAUUUAUUACAAAUAUUUCAUUAUUUAAAUUAUAAAGCCAUUAAACAGUGAAAUUCUCAGGGGCAAUGAAAAAUGUAAAUAAUGUUUGUGAUCGAAACAUAGGUAGAUGACAUUGUAUUAUUUGUGUGUAUAUAUGUCAGUAUUAUGUUAAAAAAAAAACAAGAUAGAAAGUUCAUUCCUGACAUUUUAAAUGUUGAGACAUAUGCACAGUGUGCGGGAUUUGACCGUGUGACAUCUUCUACAAUGUGAACAAAUGUGCUGCUUGUAGUUAUCUGCAGCCAUUUUUAUUUUUUGUUUUUUGAUUUGUUUGUUUGUUUUACUUUAAAGUUGUUUAUUUUACCUGCCAGGAAUGUUAAAGCAAGAGUUUCUCUGUACACCUACUAUUAUCACAAUAGAACUGUCUGAGGAUUCUUUUUUUAAGUGUUGAACUGAAUACUGCACAUGGCAGGUAAUGAGGCAUAAUUAAGACUUAAUCAACUUGCUAACUAUUGCACAAAAGGAAAAAUCUCUUAUACGCUCCCUUGUUAUCUCCCUGUAUAUAUUGACCUUUGAACUAAAGAUUGUUCAGUGACAUCUAGGGUUAAGUAAAUCUAGUCAAUAAAGCAGAACGAGGC
Messenger RNA from Pomacea canaliculata, 2792 nucleotides. RefSeq lists its product as uncharacterized. The record is from RefSeq and is a predicted model, not a curated record. The transcript has 8 exons. NCBI's taxonomy places the organism in Eukaryota, Metazoa, Mollusca, Gastropoda, Architaenioglossa, Ampullariidae. The coding region runs from base 85 to 1539 and encodes 484 amino acids.